AGAGCCUUCUCCCACACCUUCUCCGCAUCCUUGUUGCACGAGAUCAGGAGCCAAGAAAAUCAUGUUACAAAAACAUUCAAAGGAAACGUCAUUUGAAAUGAAUGAAAGUCAAGGAGUGAAGGAAGGAGCCACACCGCCCUUUCAAAAUAGCGAAGAAAUAGCCAGUGUGCCUGGAAGAGUUCAAGCAGAGAGGACGUGCCGUAAUUCCUGGGAAAGCGCUCUCUGGGCAGCAGUAAAAGACAACUUAACACAACAUUUAAACUACAGCAGUGUUUUCCCAGAAAGCUUCCCUUGCAAAUUUAAUUACGCACACAAAGAAUUCCUUAUGCGGCAAUACAAUCUUCAGCCCGGCAGAUGCAAACCUAACGAGUGUGCGACAAAUGAAGAAGCAGGUACCUUCGAAAAGGCCUGUCCUCUUGAAUAUUAUGAAGUGGCCAUUCUUGGGAUAAAUCACGACAUCGCUGUAAAUGUGGCUUUCCUUCCCGUAUGUUCUGAAGACUCCCAUUUAUGCCGUGGAAAAGGCACAUCCAGUUCUGUAGUGUUGACUCACCCAAGUGGUACUUCAUCCCAGCAGGAGAGGAUUGACAGUGAAGGGCCUUCUGAAAUAUUUCCGCUUGCAGAUGUAGUAGUCAAAGCCACCGCUGACCUGGAGAAACAACAUGUCAUCUGCAUCCUGGACAUCUGUUCUUUAGGCGAAGAUAAAGUUGAGGUCUUUCUGAACAGAGUGUACGACGUUACCGACGUCAACGUAGCAAGCCAAGCAUACCUGAUGAACGAUGCGGCGUCUGUACACUGAAGAGGAAUUAGCGUGUAUCACUGCAUUUUUUUUCGAGGAAAGCUUUGAUCCUUAGCCAGCAACGUUGCAAAAGGAAGUCCCUGAUCAUGGGCACCGAGGAAGGUGCGUUUCUGUAAAAAGGUACAUUGCCGAGUUGCUAAUCAUGACACUUUUCUGUGAGCGUUGGGUUGUAAGAGAGGUCAAUCGCUGUUCUCUGUGAAUAAAUCUUUGCACAGGUGGGGGAACAAA
Anolis sagrei ordinatus is the source of this 1024-nucleotide messenger RNA. NCBI's taxonomy places the organism in Eukaryota, Metazoa, Chordata, Lepidosauria, Squamata, Anolidae. The record is from RefSeq and is a predicted model, not a curated record.